This is a messenger RNA of Capronia epimyces CBS 606.96, 2046 nucleotides long. RefSeq lists its product as uncharacterized. The record is from RefSeq and is a predicted model, not a curated record. The transcript has a single exon. Gene Ontology annotation, biological process: DNA-templated transcription; regulation of DNA-templated transcription. Gene Ontology annotation, molecular function: zinc ion binding; DNA-binding transcription factor activity, RNA polymerase II-specific; DNA binding. Bases 1 to 2046 code for a protein of 681 amino acids. Lineage: Eukaryota; Fungi; Ascomycota; Eurotiomycetes; Chaetothyriales; Herpotrichiellaceae.
AUGGGCCCUGAAAUGCAACUGCGUCGACGACAAAACAUCGCUUGUCUGACGUGCAAGCGGAGAAAGGUGCGGUGCGACGCCGCCGAAAUCGCUCUCCCCUGUACGCCGUGCCGCCGAGGGGGUCUUGAAUGCAGUCCCAGCCACAAAAGACCGACAGGUCCUGCUCCUGCUCCUGCUCCUGCUCCUGCUCCUGCUCCUGCAGCCAGACCGCGAACGACAGUCUCAUCGACGCCCACAGCCACGGCCACGGCCACGUCGCACGCUGGGACUACCCACGCCCCCAGGGUAUUGCCUGACGAGGACGCCCCUUACCCCCCGGAGACGGAGACGGAGACGGAGACUGCUGAGCCUUCUCCAGGCCCCGGCCAGUCAAAGGAACCGGCGAUCAGCACGAGUCUUUCAUCGUUCGUCGAGCAAGGCAUCACAAACUCGGAAUGGAAGCUGUUUUCAGGCUCGGAUCCUCUGAGACUGGUGUAUAUCGGCACAGGCUGCAGCAAUUUGGCCACCCUCGUAGACAAUGAACAGCCCGGCAAUAACACCAUCUUAUUCCCCUUUCCUGCCAUCAAGCAGCCUUUACCCUGGAAGCCGAAAGCUGGGGUGCUCCCCUUCUCCGUCAGUAAUGACUUGCUCCACGAUGUGGGUAGCGUUCCUGAGCGCGAGGUGCGAGACGCCCUGGUUGACGCUUAUUUCCGACAUAUCCAUCCCACCUUUCCCUGCAUCAGUGAACCACUGUUUCGGCGGCAAUAUGCAGACCCUCGAAAUCCGCCGCCGUUGAUCCUGCUGCAGGCGGUCCUGCUGGCGGGAUCUCACGUCACCGACCAUCCUCUGGUGGCGGGGGCGCGUUCGACGGUGAAAAGCACGCUGUACCGACGGACCAAAGAGCUGUUUCACAUUCGGUACGAGAACGACCGGUUGUACCUGGUGCAAGCCGCGCUGCUAAUGACAUGGCACCAAGAGAAUGCCGACGAGGUCAGCUGUAAUACCUGGGCCUGGACGGGGAAGGCGACUCGCAUCGCCUUUGGGCUGGGUGCACAUCGCGAGCUCUCGUCACGCGGGCCUCUCUCGAUGCCGGCCUGGGACCGUCGAAGAUAUCGGUUUACGUGGUGGACCCUGUUCCACACCGAGACGUUUGCAGCCUUACACUUCGGCCGGCCAUGUUCCAUCCGGUGGGAAGACUUCGACGUGUCGGACUUGACAUCGGACGACUAUCUCGACCCGGACGACAAUGCCGACCCCACCAUCCGCCGAGACUGCUUCGAGCUCAACAUCGCGCUCAGCUACAUUGCCCAGGACGCCAUGAACUUGUUUGCCCCGAGAGCACCUCGCUUGUCCACCGGCACCGGCACCGGCACUGUCUCCGCCUCGCUCAGUUCGCGAUUGGCCUCGUUGGCGGUGACCCUGCCGUCAGGCGACGACGGGUUUUCCUGUCAAGCCCGGCUCAAUUACCAUCUGGUGUUGCUUCACUGCCACCGCACCAACCGGUGCGACCGUGUCUAUGUGGACGUGGACGUGGACGAGCACAGGCGGAGUGAGGCGCUCAAAGUCCGGUCCGAGGCGGCCUCGGCCAUGCUGUCCAUUCUCGAGAUCAUGCUGGCCAAGGACUACAUCCGCCAGUGCCACUUUACCUGCAACACCGCCCUUAUGGCCGUGGUGGUGCAGUUCAUCGAGGAUGUCAAGCUCGCCAUCGACGCCAACUCGAUCAUCCUCGCUUCCGGCGCCCAUGCCAAGCUGGGUCGGGUUAUUGGGCCAGCCAGGGAGAUUGCCAGGUACUGGCCCAACGCCGAGGCCAUUCUCAAGAUGUGUCAGAACCAGCACGAGAAAUUCGGGCUUGUCAUCCAGACCUAUGUCAAUGCCUCAUCCCCGCAUGAAAUUGAAUCCGUGCCCGUAGGUGUCGGUGUCGGCGUCGGCGGGGCCUCGGACGGCUUCUUGAAAGAUCUUUGCUCUGCUUACGACGGCCACGACUUUUACUUUGGCCAGGAUUUUGGCCACAGCUACGAAGGGGCCGACUACGGCUGGAUGAAUAUGCCGAGCUUCGCCUCCAACUAA